This is a messenger RNA of Microbotryum saponariae, 647 nucleotides long. Lineage: Eukaryota; Fungi; Basidiomycota; Microbotryomycetes; Microbotryales; Microbotryaceae. The record is from the annotation of a GenBank genome assembly.
AUGCGUUGCAUCUGGCAGCAAAAGACUUUCGUUGCUCUGGUCGCACGCGAUUUCUCUUGCCUCAUCACAGACUACCCCUGGCGGAGCUGCUAUCUGACACCCUUCGUUCCCACAAGCCGUCCAGAUGUGAGUUGCGGCACCUUUAGCAAGUUCGUAGCAAACCGAUGGUCUCAAUGCAAGUUUUCCAAUGCAAACCAGAUCUUGGACCUGCUGGAUCCCAACCAUGGAGAUGCGCCCCGACCGUCGCACGGUCUCCUCCUCACCUCGAUGUACGCAGAUGCCUUCAACCGUUAUACGUGCUCCCUCUACCCUGUCGGCGUAAGUUUCGUCCAACGUGAACUUUCGCAUUUUUGUGCGAGCUGUCUGACUCUCUUUUGGGCUCUUGCUCCCAGGACGGAACCUACAUUAUUCAUGUCUUUAACUUUAGCACGGGUCGUGACGGUGUCGUACAUGGGAGUCGAAUCGACCGCAGCCGUUUCCGCGGCAGUGACGAGGACCUUCCCAACGAGGACCUGCUUCGCUGGCAUUAUCGCCAAUGCGUAUUGAUGAACAUCCGUCGCUGGGCUGUUGCUGAGUACGCCGUCUCAGUGUCCGACAAGGCUCGUCGACUUGGGAAGAAGAGGCGCGCUGAUGCAUUCGCUGCCUGA